Molecule: messenger RNA, 2303 nt
Organism: Oryzias melastigma (Indian medaka)
Lineage: Eukaryota; Metazoa; Chordata; Actinopteri; Beloniformes; Adrianichthyidae
Gene: ccdc175
Product: coiled-coil domain containing 175
Exons: 1
Coding region: 1-2184 (727 amino acids)
Source: RefSeq, a predicted model, not a curated record
AUGGCUUCCUGUUUGGUCCCGGAGUUCCCCGCCGUCUUGGUGGCCCUCGAGCACCUGGAGGAGCUGAACCGGCAGCUGAGGGAGGACGGGGAAGCCAGCAUCCUGCUGUCGGACAUCGCCGCCGCGGUCUCCCAGCUAGAGGCGGACAGGCGCGCGGCUCACGAGCAUUUGGAGGUGGAGACUAUCGAAAACGGGAAGCUGAGGCACCAGGUGAGCGGCGUCCACGAGCGCCUGCGCAGGGAGGUGACAGCGCACGCGGCCGCGGCCCGGGCAGCUCACGCCGAGGAGAUGGAGACGCUGCGCAAGGACCUCAGCACCGCCUCCGAGCUCCACCAGCAGGCCGCCGCCAAACUGCUGGAGGUUCUGAUCCACAGCAAGGAGCUGCAGGCAGAGCAGGAGGCGCGGAGGAGCGACCUGGACGAGGUGGUCGCAACCUUCAAUGACCUCCUCGUGCAAAAACAGAGCCUGCAGGUAAAGCUGAAGCAGAGCUCCCAGCUGAUGGAGGAGAUGAGGUCCUCCAUCACUGCUGCGGAGCAAGAACUCCAAACUCUGGAGGAGGGCAUGAGUAUGGAGCGGGAGGCUUUUCCCAAGCUGAAGGCCCGCCUCCCCAGACAGGUGGAGGAGAUCCAGGAGGAAACUGAUCAACAAGUUGAAGCCGUGAAGACGAGAAACCAAGAAUUAGACCGAGUCAACAAACAGAAAGAAGAAGCGCAGAGAAAUCUGGAGGAACUCAACGCUCAUGUGGCCCAACUGGAGAGUAACGUGGCCAGACUGAAGUCGUCACGGCAACAGUGUGAGCAACAGCUAGAAGAUGAGACCCGGAUGCAUCAAGAACUGAUGGAGCAGAAUCUUAAAAAGGAGCUAGAUGACUUAAAGGAGGUGUUUAGUCGUACGAUUUACAGGCUUCAGGACCGAAUGGCGGCGGUGGAAGCUAAAAUCGUGGUGUGCCGAGCGGCGAUGGUGCUCCAUCGAGAAUCCCUGCCGCAAAUGGAGGAGAUCUACAAGCGGAGGCAGGCUGAGGAAAACGAUGGAAAGGCGGAGCUUCUGCGCGUGUCGCAGCGGCUGAAGCGGCUCAAGCUGCAGCUGGAUCAGAGCACCGCCGCCAUCGUCCAACGCCACCACGAGAUCCGAUUAAUGGACAGGCAGGUCAAAGAGCUGCAGGAGACAGAGGCGGUCAACGGGCGACUCCUGAAGAAGAACAGGGAGAAGCUGCUCAGCAGCGUCCAUGCAGAGAGGAAGAACGUCAGCGGCUUGGAAGAUGAGAUGAAGCAGCUCAGACGGCAGCUGGAGGAGGAGACGAGGAGGCAGGAGGAGCACGUGGAGAAGAUGAAAGCUGACGUUAGUGACAACGUAAGGAGGUAUGAGGAGCUGCUGGAGGAGAAGGCCGCUCUGCACCAGCGACAGCCUCAAAGUGCAGAUCCACAAAUCCUGAAGAGCCUCGUCGCCCAACGGGAGGUGGAGUCCAGACAAGAGGAGAGUGUCCUCCUCCAGAGCAUUCAGGAGAAAACCACGGAGGCUGAGAGCAUCAGCGAGAACGUCAGAGAGAAGCAGAGGGAGGUGGAGGAGAAAGAGAAGACGCUGAAGGAGGUGGAGGCUAAGUGGAAGGAGGCUUUGACCAGGCGGGACACUCUGAGAGAACUAGCUCUAGGGCUGAAGAGGAGGAGGACGGAGCUGGAGAUCAUGAUUCAGGAGGUGGAGGAGAAAACCAGGUCGCAGCUGCUCCCCAAAGAAGACACAAAGGCAGAGCUGGAGGAGGCACGAGCGCGACACAUGGAGCUGCUGGAGGAGCAGGCUUCAGCGCUGAGAGCUGUGGAGGUGAGCGUUUACGACAGCAGCGUGAAGCUGGAGCAGGUCAGCGCGGAAAACCGCCGACUCCGCCUUUGCAUCCAGCAGAUGACGGAGGACGUCAGAGGAGCCGUGGAGAACAAGGACCGCUACGAGUGGGAAACCCAGAAGUUCAGGCGCAACCAGAAAGCCUUACGGAAGAGAUUACAGGAAGCUUUUGAAGAGGACCGGCUGCUGGUUCAGGACCAUCAGAGCGGCGACGGCGUCCUGCUGACGUCCAUGAAGUCGCUGGUGGAGCAGCUGAAGAACCGCAAGCAGCAGCUGCUGCAUUUCAGCACUCUCCUGCACAGACAGAUGCUGGACUUUAGCAAACGACUGGGAGAAAAAACAGACUGCUAGACCGACAUAAUAGCAGUCAUACGAUUUUGGGAAAGAUCAUUUUUAAUCAAGGUAAUAUUAAAGUUUCUCUGCGUUUAAAAUUUAUCUGUAAUUGAAACGAAUAAAACAGGAAAAUCCAA